Molecule: messenger RNA, 1789 nt
Organism: Phodopus roborovskii (desert hamster)
Lineage: Eukaryota; Metazoa; Chordata; Mammalia; Rodentia; Cricetidae
Gene: Aspa
Product: aspartoacylase
Exons: 6
Coding region: 140-1078 (312 amino acids)
Molecular function (GO): hydrolase activity, acting on carbon-nitrogen (but not peptide) bonds, in linear amides; hydrolase activity, acting on ester bonds
Source: RefSeq, a predicted model, not a curated record
UGGAACAGAAACAAUUGUUAAAUACUGAGAACGCUGUACUUUGCACUUCUCACUUAGCUCUAAACUUUUCUGGGCAGUUAGGCGUCCUUUGACCUCCUCUCUUGUGAAUUGCAGAAAUCAGACCAGACUACUUGGCAAAAUGACCUCUUGUGUUGCUGAAGAACCUGUUAAAAAGAUUGCUAUCUUUGGAGGGACUCACGGAAAUGAACUGACAGGAGUGUUUCUAGUCACUCACUGGCUAAAGAAUGGCACUGAAAUUCAGAGAAAAGGGCUGGAAGUGAAACCAUUCAUUACCAACCCAAGAGCAGUGGAGAAGUGUGCCAGAUACAUUGACUGUGACCUGAAUCGUGUUUUUAACCUUGAAAACCUUAGCAAAGAGCUGUCUGAGGACUUACCUUAUGAAGUGAGAAGGGCUCAAGAAAUAAAUCACUUAUUUGGUCCAAAAAAUAGUGACAAUUCCUACGAUGUUGUUUUUGACCUUCACAACACUACUUCGAACAUGGGUUGCACUCUUAUUCUCGAAGAUUCCAGGAAUGACUUUUUAAUACAGAUGUUUCAUUAUAUUAAGACCUCCUUGGCUCCAUUACCCUGCUAUGUUUAUCUUAUCGAGCAUCCUUCCCUCAAAUAUUCCACUACCCGUUCCAUUGCCAAGUAUCCUGUUGGUAUAGAAGUAGGUCCUCAGCCUCAGGGUGUUCUGAGAGCUGAUAUUUUGGACCAAAUGAGAAGAAUGAUUAAACAUGCUCUUGAUUUUAUACAUCAUUUCAAUGAAGGAAAAGAAUUUCCUCCCUGUGCUAUUGAAGUCUAUAAAAUAAUGGAGAAAGUUGAUUAUCCAAGGAAUGAGAGUGGAGAAGUGGCUGCUGUUAUCCAUCCUAAUCUUCAGGAUCAAGACUGGAAGCCAUUACACCCUGGAGAUCCUGUCUUUGUGUCUCUUGAUGGAAAGAUUAUUACCCUGGGUGGAGACUGUACCGUGUACCCGGUGUUUGUGAAUGAAGCUGCAUAUUAUGAAAAAAAAGAAGCCUUCGCAAAGACAACGAAACUGACACUCAACGCAAAAAGUAUCCACUCCACUUUGCACUAAAAAUCACCGCAAGCUCACAGUUCUAGGGAGUCUUGUGGACCAUGUGAGCCCUGCAAGAGCAGGGCUGUGCCUUAUGCUAGUUUUUUGCCUCAGCACUUCGCCCCAUGCCUCAAGCAGCAAGCAUCAAGGCCAGUUUCUGAAAGGAAAGAAUAAAUUAAUGAAUGUCUUUCAGAUAUAUUUUGAAUACGCUAUGUAUAGCUCAUUCAGACAAGUGUGUUUCUGGUUUCUGUGUUAACAUUACAUUACGUUCUGGUAGCUUAACAUAGUUAAUGACUUUCACAUUCAAAACAUAACAUUGAAAUCGAUGCUACAUGCAACUUAGCAUGUAUCGAGACAGUGAGACAAACUGAAUAUGUGUUUUCAAGUAAUGCAUAAGUGCUACUAAAAACUAAUAGUACAAACUUGGUAUUUUUUAAGUUUUGACAUCUGAAUUAAUGACAGUAUAUUAAAUUUCCACUCUGUAAACUCUAGCCAUGACUGAUAAGUAGCAUGAAAAAAUAAAAGACCCAGAGACAGGUAUUAGGGUUCAACCUGAAGAUCAGAGAAGCAAAGUAGCGAAGCUACCAGAGAGCUCUUACCUCUAAAAGGUCUGGGGUGUUCCUAUGCUCAGUGUGGCUGGAGAAUGAGUGCCUGAUGCUGAGACCUUGCUCCUGUCUUAUAUCCCUCCCUAAUGCUGGGAUUAAAGGUGUGUGGUCCUAGGUGCUGAGAUCA